AUGGAGAGCUCUUCGGUCAUAUCAAGUGAACACCUGGUUUCCAAUGUGCACCUGCUGGCCAGUCUGGUUCGUCGAUUCCACAUAGCUCAACUCACGAGUGUUCCGUCGCAACUGGAGUCGUGGUUGAGUCAAUUGGGGAAGGGGGAUGGGUCAUUCGCCUCGCUUCAGGCAGUCGUGUCCAGUGGCCAACUCCUGCCGUCUUCCCUGGCCAAUCAAAUAUUUGACGUGUUCACGCACAAACCAUUCCGACUGCUGAAUCUCUACGGAAGCACAGAAGUAGCGGGCGACAUCACGGCAGUGACGUUCGACAGCAAAGAAGCCAUUGAGCGCACUGCCUUCCAACUGCCAACGGGUGGACUCGUAGUGCCUGUUGGCACUCCAAUCGACAAUAACGAGGUGUACGUGGUCAGCGGCGACUAUGGCACAGAGAAUAUGACGAUCGCCAGAGAAGGCGUUGUGGGAGAAGUGGUGGUGUCAGGUGUGGGUGUUCUUACGGAGGAGCCCAUUGUGAAUUCGAGCAAUCCAGUGCAAACGCGCACAAUCCUUCCAAAUCCUUUCGGCACACAUUCACGCUUCUCUCAGAUCUACCGCACUGGCGACAUUGGAUUCAUCUGCCCCAACACUCGCAUGCUCUACAUCACUGGUCGGGUGGAUGACAUGGUGAAGAUCAAUGGAGUGAAGUUUUGUACUGGAAACAUUGACCAACUGUUCAGCCGACUCAAGCACCAGGACGAUGUACUUUCGGGGCUAAGCACUACCGUGACCAUUGCUCUGGAGAAAGGAGGGAGCAGUGCGCGUCUGGUCUGCUUCUUCCAGCGCGACGCAGCUGCGGUGCGUGGAUUCACUGCCUUGGAUCUUGACAUGGCCGUGAAGAAGCACUUCUCAUCUUUCAUCUCCGUGACCGUCGUCGAGGUGCCUUCGUUCCCAAUUCAAGCGCAGUCUGGCAAAAUCGAUAAAGUCAAAUUAAGGCGCGAUUUCCAGCAAGGCGUCUUCUCUGACAUGAAGCCUGCCCACACCAAUGGC
This is a messenger RNA of Mesocestoides corti, 1023 nucleotides long. Lineage: Eukaryota; Metazoa; Platyhelminthes; Cestoda; Cyclophyllidea; Mesocestoididae. The record is from the annotation of a GenBank genome assembly.